Apus apus (common swift) is the source of this 7224-nucleotide messenger RNA. It is a transcript of the gene SKIL, whose product is annotated as SKI like proto-oncogene. Gene Ontology annotation, biological process: negative regulation of BMP signaling pathway. The record is from RefSeq and is a predicted model, not a curated record. The transcript is spliced from 6 exons. Gene Ontology annotation, cellular component: nucleus. Lineage: Eukaryota; Metazoa; Chordata; Aves; Apodiformes; Apodidae. Bases 793 to 2865 code for a protein of 690 amino acids. Gene Ontology annotation, molecular function: DNA-binding transcription factor activity, RNA polymerase II-specific; RNA polymerase II cis-regulatory region sequence-specific DNA binding; SMAD binding.
CAGCCGCUGGCCUGGAUCUUACCUCUCCUGCUGAUCUCUGGGGGUGGGAAAACUCUGACACACGCCCCGUGACAUCUGUGCGAACGGUGACUCUCUAGGGGACCUUCAGUUUUGGCCGGUGAUCUGGAUCAGCCUUUAAUUUGGGCUUUUAUUUGAGAGCCGCCGGAGCCCCUCGCGCGGUGGUGGUGGUGAAAUCCCGAAGUUGGCAGCACAAUAAAGCAAGCCCUGCAGACUCCGUGUGGUCCCCGGGAGCUGAAGAGCGCUGAACACAGGUUUCAAACAACUGGAGCUGCCUUUGGGAUCGGGUGCGUUGAUAUCACCAUUCUUCAGACUGAGGCCUGUUUUUUGGUUUUUUUUAAUAUUUAAAUAGAGACUUAGCUGAGAAGACAGUAUAUUUAAAAAAAAAUGAUCAAGGAUGGACACUCUUGCAUCAAAGCGUUGCUUUUUACUCAAUCACUGUAGAAGACUACUGUGUAAAAUAGUGGGUAAGGCUUGAAGAAAAGCCUUUUUUAUACAUAUUGCAGUUGUUUUUUUUAUAUGAGAAAAUUGAACAAAUAACUAUAAAACUGCAAGAAAAAGAAAUUAACCUCUUCCUUAUUAAUUUUAUGGUAUUUCAUGCCAAACGGGCUACAGUUUUUACUGCCAGAGGCUGAAGAAGUGACACUUUACUGAAAAGUGCGAGGCUUGGUGUACCUGAGAUAAUCAGGAGCACCUGAAAUCGUGUUUUUGCGUGAACAAGAGGGAAGAUGCACAUUCAAGUCUUCAGUUAAUUACAGGUUCUGGUGUUUAGCAAUGGAAAGCCCACAGAUGAACUUCCCUCUAGGUCUGGUUUCAGACCAAAAAAGGAAUGGGAUCCAGGAAGACGGGAGUCCUCCGUUAAAAAAGGCAAUGACGGAAAUGCAUGUCAAUAGCAAAGUACGAGUUGUAAUUAAUAAAUUGCCAACAAUAAAGAAGGAAAACUUGGACGAGUAUGAAGAAACUCCUGUGGAAGCUGACGGGGAAACCGCCAAGCCAAGCAGUGCUUCGCUAUCUGAGCCUUUGAAUUUAAAUCCAGGUUUGAAGCACACCUUGGCACAGUUCCACCUGAGCAGCCAGAGCUCGCUGGGAGGACCGGCAGCUUUCUCGGCUCGUUAUUCCCAGGAAAGCAUGUCACCCACUGUCUUCUUGCCUCUCCCAUCGCCACAGGUACUUUCUGGUCCGCUGCUCAUUCCUCCCGACAGCUCCACGGAACUCACCCAGACUGUGCUGGAGGGGGAAUCUAUCUCUUGUUUUAAAGUCGGAGGUGAAAAAAGGCUUUGCCUGCCUCAAGUGUUGAACUCAGUUCUCCGAGACUUUUCCUUGCAACAGAUCAACACGGUGUGUGACGAGCUGUAUAUCUACUGCUCACGGUGCACUUCUGACCAGCUUCACAUUCUGAAGGUUUUGGGAAUUCUUCCGUUUAACGCUCCGUCCUGUGGGCUAAUUACCUUGACUGAUGCUCAGAGACUCUGCAAUGCUCUACUACGUCCUCGCACUUUUCCGCAAAACGGCGGCUUUCUCCCUGGUAAGAACACCUUGGCCCAACUGAAAGAGACUGGCAGUGCCUUUGAAGUAGAGCAUGAAUGCCUGGGCAAGUGCCAGGGGUUGUUUGCACCUCAGUUCUACUUGGCCCCAGAUGACCCAUGUAUCCAGUGCUUGGAGUGCUACGGGAUGUUCUCACCCCAGACGUUUGUGAUGCACUCACACAGAUCCCCGGACAAGAGGACCUGCCACUGGGGGUUUGAGUCGGCCAAGUGGCACUGCUACCUGCAUAUUAACCAAAAAUACCUGGGAACGUCGGAGGAGCGGGAACUCAAACACCUCUUGGAGGAAAUGAAGGAGAAAUUUAGCGAGAAAAAUCAGAAAAGAACUCGAUCCAAAGCAGAUUCACAGCAGAGUCUGGAAUUAUCACAGUGGUAUCCAGUUAUAAAGCAAGAAGCAGAAACUGAUCCUCAGCCACCCUCCUUUUUCCAUCCCAGUUACUACCUUUAUAUGUGUGAUAAAGUGGUUGCCCCAAAUGUAUCUCUUGCAUCACAAUAUAAGGAUGUUGCAAAACCAACAGUCAAAACUUCAGAAGUAAUUAAAUCCCCACCUGGACAGUCAGAGAAGAAGGUCAGUAGUGGAAAGCACAAAAAAGCAGCCUCCUAUCCAGAGCUUUCUCUUGAAGAACAGGAAAAAAUUGACUUGAAAAGUGGAGUGGAGCAGCAUAAACACUUAGAUCCACCUGUGCCAACUCGUUCUGCAAGAGGUGGAAAAUCUGAACGUGCUUCUUCCAAAAUCACUAGAGACUCUAGCCGUGUUGAAGUAGGCAAUGAUGUGAGAACCUUAUCCCCCACUCUGAUGAAAGACAUCAGUUGUGAAGAUGACAAGGGAAGGAUCAUGGAAGAAGUCAUGAAAACCUACAUCAGACAGCAAGAAAAACUGAAUACUAUUUUGCGGAGGAAGCAGCAACUUCAAAUGGAAGUGGAAAUGUUAAGCAACUCUAAAGCUAUGAAGGAAUUAACUGAAGAGCAGCAGAAUUUACAAAAGGAACUUGAAUUUUUGCAAACAGAACAUGCUCUCAGAAUGGAGGAAUUUUAUUUUGAGCAGAGAGACUUGGAGAAGAAACUGGACCAAGUGAUGAAGCAGAAGUGUAGCUGUGACUCCAAUCUAGAGAAAGACAAAGAAGCUGAAUAUGCAGCACAGCUAGCAGAAUUGAGGCAGAGGCUGGAUCAUGCAGAGGCAGAUAGACAAGAGCUUCAAGAUGAACUGAGACAAGAACGAGAGGCAAGGGAAAAGCUGGAGAUGAUGAUAAAGGAAUUGAAGCUACAGAUCUUGAAAUCUUCAAAAAAUGGGAAAGGAAAAUAGAAAUUGGAAGUGGAAGCAUGACUGUGUCCUUCAAACAGGGUGUUUUGGAUUUGAAUGAAUUGCGAGCAGUUUCUGUGUGAUAAAAAAGUAUUCUCUACAGAUUUCUAUUUCCCAGGCAAGGCCAGAUGAAGAUACAUAUAAAUAAGUAGAGAUAGGUAGGUAUACGUUUUUAGAUUUCCCUAACCAGUGAAAAUCUGGAUUUAUUUUUACCAGUGUUUUUCUCAAACAACGGAAAAUACGAAACUCUUGAUUUAGAGUGACCAGUUUCUGUCUAUUUCUAAUCCAGUCUUGAGGACUCCAAAACUUUUAACAUUGUCUGAUAAAAAUAUAUGUGAUCUUAAUUUUGCUAUCAAUUGCACAUGCAGUUAUAGAAGUAUAUUAAAAACAUUCUGAUUUCUUCAAGGUGAAAAACAGUUUGAGUUUCAGUGAGAAUUAUGUCUUGUUGAACUGGGGAAAGGCAGCUUUUCAUCCAUAAGGUAAUACCCAAAAUUGCCACUAUGAUUGAUGUUUGGUCAUCAAAAGUGAUUUACCAGUGUGAAAUUUUCCCAUAAUUUCAUUGUGUGAAGUCAAGCCGAUCUUUUCAAUAUUGUCUAUUUAACAGCUCAUCAUCAAUCUGAAGAGUUUUAGAGCCAGCAUUUGCUUGCCAUGCUGGAGAAAAAAAACAUGAGGGUUUUUCUGUAAAUUAAAAAAUUUACAAUUGCAAUGAAAUCCUUGGAUAUAAAAAAUCACAUCUUUUGUUCUAUAUAGUAGGUGUGAAAGAAACAUUAAUAAAAGGCUUAAAGGUGGAGCUUUUCCUAGAAACUAAGAAAGCUUGAUUUAACUGGUUUUCAGGUAGUAAUGCUUUGAAGAAAGUAUUUAUUAAAGAAUAUGUAUUAGUACCCUAAGCCUCCACACUUGGAGCUUCUGGCCAACUUGUGGAUUUUUCCUUCAUUACAUAGAAAAGGCCUUAACUGACAUGGUGACAAUAGCUUAAAAAGUGAAAUUCUGAGAUAUGGCACUUUGAAAACCACUUUGAUAGUCUCUGUGUUUGAAUGGCGUGGUAAUGUUACCAUGAAUUAAGAAAUACAGCAUGUUUGUUAAGCUACAACAUUUGAAAAUGUGUUAUUGUACAGAAUUACUGUUUUAUGUAUAUAUAAUGUUUGAGUACUUCAGCAGUCUGGUUCCUAGUGGAUUAAACGCAUGACUAAAAAGUUGGAUGAAGAAAUACUUUUUUUGCACUUCUCUCCAGAAAGUCUGAUUCAGCUGACAGAUGUUAGCUGGUUUUGUCAGUGACUAGGAAUAUUUUGGUAGUUCUAGUAUUUCACUACGUAACUUUAACCUGUGCUUUAGCUUCUGUUUUUUGAGGUGCUUAAGUUUGCUAUUCUCUUAGUAAUUCAGUUAAUUCUGGAUUAAACCACCAGUAGAAGCCUACAUUGAUUUUUAAUUUUUUUUUUCCUGAACUAGUAAAAAUGAAAACUUAUGAGUUCUUUUUUUUUAAUCUUUUAGUGAUAUAACAGGACUGAAUAUCACAGAGAAAGAUAAAAUUGCACAUAUCUUUAAAUUGAAUGGUAAAUGAGGUGGUAAAUUAAAUGUCAUGGAGUCACAGGAUGAUUCUUUUAUGGCUGUAUCUGGUUUUGGUUUUGGAUUUUUUGGUCAUAUUUACACUGACAAUUAAAGCAGUUUAGAUGAUAAAACGUAAAAAAAUACAAAAUUUCCAUCACCAAAUUAUUGCUUUAAAGAAAAAAGAGAAGAAAAAAGCCUCUCUUUGCAGCAUAGCACUGGUUUGGAAGGAAAGGUGUUGAAAAUUAAUGGUUCUGGUUGUGUAUGCACCACUUGCUUUAAAAAACCUGAGUGUUUUAUUGUAACAACCACCAAAAACAUGGCUGUAGGGAGAGUAGGCAGGAAUAUUGGAAGAAGUGAGCUCAAAGGAGUCCAAGCUGCUUGGCAGAACCUACAUAAGAUUAGCUAGGUGGGCAGGCUAGAAAACACCAGUAUGGGAUACUGAAAAGUUGCACUGGGGAAUUAUCAAAGGAACAAAAAAGACCAUUUCUAGUUGUUUUUCAGCAUCAGUGUUUGGAACCAGACUUGCUGGAUGGGCAGUGUAGGUAAGGCCAUACAGACUCACUUAAUACAGCUGCAGUAACUCAUUUACCACAGGAUUUAUAGCUUAGCCAUUGAAUGUAUGGGAUCCUCAUGGGAUUAUUGUAUUAGAAUCCUGUAUAUUCCAUUCUCAUUUGGGUCUUGUCUGUAUGAUGUGACUUCUGCUCAGAUUCCCCCUUUUGCUGCUGGUUGGUCUCCAGCAGUGGCAGUGGAGCAGCAGAGUAGCCCGAGUUCCUCUGCCUCAGCCAGCACUUCAGCCAUCCCUCAACCAGCUCCUAACUGCCUUGUGCUGCAGACUAAUGAAAUGCUGGUGGCCAUAGUCUGAACUGAUAUUUUCAUUGUCACAAGAACUCAAGCAGCUCUAUGAAGUUUUAGGUAAGGCCUCCUGAUUGUUUUAAAACAUCUGGCUAAAAAUGAAGCUAACGGAGCAUUUAUUAAAAUUACUUUAAAAGGAGCUUUGUAAAUAUUCCAUUUAGUUAAUCUAAAGUUAGGAUGCAUUUUAAAUUACUUGUAAUCCUCUUAAGGUUAUUAAAUAUUACUUUCAGGCUAUUUACAUAACAUAAAUAAUUUUCAUAUGUGUAGACUUAAUUUUAUACUGAUUUUAAGUAAUAAUGUAUACAUAAAUGUGCCAUAGAUUUUGUGUGUUCACAGUCUUUGAAAGAUAGUUUUUUAGUGAAUUGUACAUAAUACUGUAUAAGUUCUAGAGCAAAUCUAUGUUGACCUUUUUUCACUACCUUAUGCUAGUUAUAUUGAAUGGUCAAUUUUACAGCCUAAUAUAGGAAUUUGGAAUGCACACUUGAGGGCCCUCACUUAAGUGCACACUUAACAGUAGAAACUAAUUCUGUCCUUAGGUCCUCUUAGUCACAGCAUGCUCAUUUUAUGUAUUAUUAUUUGUUUUGUCUUCAGUUAUUGCUUGCUGAUCUUUCAGGCAGGAAAUAGUUUUCCCAGAUAGUUGUGACAUGAAGCCUGUCAGAAAAAAAACAUUCUAAAAUUGUCCGUAGUUUUGGAAGUUGCAUUAUCAGACCUGGACCAAGAUCAGAGCUGCCUAGUGCACCUUUUGGAACAAAGUAAGUAGGUAUCAAAGUGAAUAUCUAGUUUGCUCAUAUACUUUUUUAAAAAAGAAGUUUCACAUGCUUUGUGUAAUGUAAUCAACAAGAAAAUAUAAGAGGCUAGAGAGUAAAACUCUCCUAAUUUUGGCAGUCUGAAAGCACCCUUGUUCACAAUGUAGCCAUGUAUCCCUAGACAAAAGAGAUUUUUAUCUAAAUCUCCAAGCUUACCUGAAUUUGUGUUCUAGUUUUUGUAAAGCUUAUUUGGUUUGAGUAUUUAGAUAAAUGUAGUUAUGUUUCACAUUUUUUCCUAUAUUUAUUAUAUUGAUAGCUUAGUUGUGAAAUCAUUUGUAUAUAGUAAAGGCAUAAUGCAAUUAGUGAAGUAGGAGAAAUUGAGUGGGAGCAUAAAGCUUCUGGUGGCCUGAAAAAAUAAGGUUUGGCCCCUAUUUUAGAAGUCACAACAUUUUAUUCAUACGUUUUUGUUUUAUAUUGGGGGAGGGGAUAGGUGGAAUGUGUUAUGAAUUUUUGGAAGACUUCCCUAGCAUUAGUUGUGAAGUUGGCCUUGAAAUGCUGUCAUGGUCAGCUUCCUAGAAUUCACUUGUUUGUAGAGUAUAUAUUUUGAUUGUCAGUAAAUAUAAGUUUGUAUUUUUUUCUGCACUUAAUUCAUGCAAUUAAUCCACACAGCAGAGUUUUCUGUAACAUGGUGGAAGUUGACAGAAGACUUAAUUACACUUACCUGUUAAUCUGUUCUUGCAAUAUUUCAGUAAUUUUAUUUAAGCUGUCAAUAGUAAGUAGCAGAAAGCUGCAAAUGCAAUUUUCUUUUUGCUCAUUACGUGUGUAGUGUGAGUAUCCUCAGUUUUCAUUUCAGAAAGCUUGUAGAAUUUUCUAUUUGUUGCAUAUUUCUAUUUAAAAAAAGACAUCCAGUUUUUUAGCUCUUGUGAAAGCAGUUAUUGCUGACAAAUUGCACGACGAUUUUAUGUGUGUCUCCAUUACUUAGAAAAUGGUUUCUUUCAGGGUUAGUGGUUCAGUUGGAAAAUGCUUGAAAAAUGAGUUUUAAGCACUUCAUCAAGCGCAGCAAACAAAUGGUGUAAAAUUUUGCUAUUUGAUAAUUGAUUAAAUGUCACAACAUCCAUUUUUUUUUUUUCUUCAAAUAUAGAUACCUCACUUAAAGGAAAGCACAGCUGUACUGUAUUUAAACUAAACCUAGAAAAUAAUAAAAAGUUGGUCUAAAAUA